AUGGAAGAAUUCUCAUUUCCAUUUCCUCCCUACAAUAUACAACUGGAUCUCAUGCGGGAGAUCAAACAGUGCAUUGAUAAUGAACAGGUCGGGAUUUUUGAAUCUCCCACAGGAACAGGGAAGUCGUUAAGCGUGUUGUGCGCAACGAUGACAUGGCUUGAAGAGUUUGAACGAAAAACAGAGGAGGAUCUGCUUAGGGACGCAGGCCUUAAGGAAAAUGUUGAAGAAGAAGGUUUAUUUGGAUUUGUUGGUAGUUACUUAUCUAAGUACACGAAGUGUAAUUCUGGAAAAGAAUUGAUUAUUGGACAGCGGCCCUCUUCCAGGAGUGGACCUUUGCCUAUCCAGGAAGAGCUUGGGAACAUUGUUUCAAAAUCAUUUAGUUAA
This is a messenger RNA of Strongylus vulgaris, 384 nucleotides long. Lineage: Eukaryota; Metazoa; Nematoda; Chromadorea; Rhabditida; Strongylidae. The record is from the annotation of a GenBank genome assembly.